Messenger RNA from Lytechinus pictus (painted urchin), 9021 nucleotides. RefSeq names its product integrin beta-1-A-like. The transcript is spliced from 23 exons. The record is from RefSeq and is a predicted model, not a curated record. Lineage: Eukaryota; Metazoa; Echinodermata; Echinoidea; Temnopleuroida; Toxopneustidae. Gene Ontology annotation, biological process: cell-matrix adhesion; cell migration; cell adhesion mediated by integrin. Gene Ontology annotation, molecular function: integrin binding. The coding region runs from base 27 to 2384 and encodes 785 amino acids. Gene Ontology annotation, cellular component: integrin complex; cell surface; focal adhesion.
GAUUCAUAUACAAGGACUAUACUGGCAUGGCGUGGAAGUGCCUUCUUGUUCUGACGCUAGCGGUCAGCGCAGGGCAACUGUAUAGGACAUAUGCACAAUCAGCAUCUACAUGCAGCGAUGCCAAAUCUUGUGGGGAGUGCAUUUCACUAGAUCCAUCCUGCGGUUGGUGUACGUUACUAAAUUAUACAGAUGAGACGGGAAGCCCACAGUGUGAUGUAGCAAGCAGUAUGAGAUCGAAAGGCUGCUCGCAGGUCGUUGACCCAGACAGUACUAAAACUACCAUUAAGGAUGCACCUUUGAGUAAUGCUGGCAGUGCCCAAGGCCAGGCAGUUCAGGUAAAGCCACAAGAAGUCAGUCUCAGACUCAGAAAAGGAAAGCCGGUGGAGUUGACACUUCAGGUCCGGCAAGCCGAGGAUUAUCCAGUGGAUCUUUACUAUGUCAUGGAUCUAUCUAAAUCUAUGGAGGACGAUCUUUCCAAGCUCAGGGACCUUGGUGAUACACUCGCAAGUGAGAUGAAAAACAUCACAAGCAAUUUCAGGCUUGGAUUUGGGUCAUUUGUUGAUAAGACUGUCAUGCCUUACGUUAGCACAGUACCUGAAAAAUUGAUAGCACCUUGCACUGGUUGCGAGGCUCCUUAUGGAUUCAAGAAUGUCCUUCCAUUGAAUGAAAAUACCGACAGUUUUUCGCAAACUGUAAUGAUGCAGCAAGCUUCGGGUAACCUAGACGCACCUGAGGGAGGCAUGGAUGCUCUUAUGCAAAUCACAGUCUGUGGGCAACAAAUAGGCUGGAGAGUUAAUGCAAGGCAUCUUGUUAUUUACACUACUGAUUCGUCUUUUCAUUAUGCUGGUGAUGGCAAGCUUGGAGGUAUCAUUACACCAAAUGAUGGACGAUGUCAUUUAGAUCCCAUCUCACAGAAUUAUACCAUGUCACAUUAUCUGGACUAUCCAUCCAUCAGUCAUCUCAAUGCCAAGAUGAGGGAGAACAGCGUGAUUCCAAUCUUCGCUGUCGUCCAGCAGGAAUUUGAGGUGUACAAUAAUCUGACGCAAUACAUUGAGGGUGCUACGGCAGGUGUUUUGGCCCAGGAUUCCAACAAUAUUGUACAGCUUGUCAAAGAUAACUACAAUAAAAUCACUUCCAAGGUAGAAGUUGUGGACGAUGCCCCUGACUCGGUGAACAUUGAAUACAUAGCUCAUUGUCCCGGAGGCCAGGUCAUACCCGGGUCACAGGUCUGCGAGGGGCUCAAACUUGGCGACACGGUCAACUUCACUUUGACCGUCACCUCAACCGGAUGUCCAGCUAACAAAAACCAACAGUUCACAGUUCGACCAAUUGGGUUCAAUGAAGAACUCAAAGUUAAUGUCCAGUUUGAGUGUGACUGUGAAUGCGAACAACGAAAGGUCCCCAAUAGUCCUACAUGCAGUGGAGGUAACGGGACCUUAGAAUGUGGAAGUUGUAUCUGUAAUACUGGUCAUUAUGGUAGAUACUGUGAAUGUAGCAGCGAUGAUCCUUCGUUAGAAGACAAUGAUGCACCAUGUAGAUCACCGAAUACUACCAUCGUUUGUUCUGGAAGAGGAUCUUGUGUGUGUGGAAACUGCAUCUGCUUUCCAAGACCAAAACCGACCGAAAUUGUGUCUGGUCCAUUCUGUGAAUGCGAUAACUUCAACUGUGACAGAUAUCAAGGGGAGCUGUGUGGAGGUGAGGAUAGAGGGCGCUGUGUGUGUGAUGAAUACCUGCGGAGAAGUCGAUGCCAGUGUAAACCGGGGUACAGCGGAGAUGCCUGCGAGUGUUCUACUCGUACAGAUACCUGUAUGACGCAAGAUACCAUAUGUAAUGGUCAAGGGGUCUGCGUUUGUGGCGAGUGUAGAUGCAAUGCUACGUCAGCCUAUAGGGGACCGCUAUGCCAAGAUUGUCCGACCUGUAGCGGCCAGUGUUCUAGAAAUGAGAAGUGUGUCCAGUGCAAGGCCUUUGGUACAGGAGGACUUACUAAAGAUGAAUGUGAUAUGUGUCCAUUCCCGGUUAUCUUGGUCGAUACCCUUGAGAUUCCUGAUGGAUCAGAGAAAUGUCUAGCAGAAGAUGAUGACGAUUGUUCAAUCAUCUUUACCUAUGCUAAAUUUCCCAAUGGAUCCCUCGUUUUAUAUGUGCAGAAAGAAAAAGUCUGCUUUGUACCGGUGAAUAUUCUUCAUGUUAUCAUUGGUAUUAUUGUCGGUAUCAUCAUCGUUGGAUUGGCUCUAUUACUUGUUUGGAGGUUGCUAGUCUUCGUUCAAGACAGGAGAGAAUUUGCAUUAUUUGAAAAAGAAAGGCAGGAUACGCGGUGGGGACAGAAUGAAAAUCCGAUAUACAAGCCAUCAACAUCUACAUUCAAGAACCCUGUCUACCAGAAAUGAGAAAGGACCUCAAGUGCCAGUUAUUUUUAUUAAUCUUUCUCUUUAUAUUCUAAAAUAUAAAUUCCAUUCAGCAAUAAAAAUUAAUAGGGUUUUUUAUACAGUGGAUUGAAGCAGUGUACACACAAUGAAGUUAACUACACACAAAUCCUUGUAGCAGUGGUUUGAGUUUGAAAAGUGGAUUGAGGAAAAAAAUUUAUGAACAUGCAUGUAUUAAUUGGCUUACGUACGGUAAGUGCAGCCAGUUCAUACAUAAAUCAGCAGUGAUGAUAAUACUAGUGUUUUGCUCAAUGAAUUACUUGUACUCUGGCUAACAUGCAGAGUGUAUUUAAACCACAAUGGCAUGACUCCAAGAUCGUUGUGGAUGUUAUGGAGAAUAUUUUCCCCUCCAGGUGGAGCACACAGGCUAUUUCUGUGAACUACAUGCACUAAAAUUCUAAAACAGAGUUUGAUAAUAUCUUUCCGACAAUGAAUUCAUGCAAUCAUGACUUACCACUUUGUUUAUUAAUUAAAUAGGUCGGCUGUUAUAAGUUUAUCCACAAUAUUUUAGAUGAAAAAAUGAUAUAUUUAUCUUGAUCAGUGUGUGUAUGUGUGAUGUGAGCAUUCACUAUAAUUUCAUUGUCUAGUAUGCAACAGGGAUAUGAUGUUAGAAGGGAAAGUACCUGUACAGUGCACACAGAAAUGUGUAUAUAUGGGACUACACCAGUCAGAAGCGUCAAGAUUUUUAAAAAGUAAAUUCUUAGCAGGGUUCAUGGUAGCUUCAGCAUCAAAAGAUUGAAAUUUAAAUCGGACAAUAUAUUUUGUGGCUUUAGUUCAAUCUUGUUUGAAAUAUUUAGGUGUAAAGUUCCGAGUAUAUGACUCAAACAAUUCAUUUUCUGGCGGGCAAUAACUCAAGCUUUUUUGUAACAUACAAAACGGCUCAUCCCUGGAAUUGAACAUGUGUUAUCAAUCUGGCAUUGAUCGAUAGUCUUUUUAAAGAGCGUAAUUUUUUUGUUCUGAAUCUACAGAACAAAGGAAUAUUGCCAUAAUGUAAACAAAAUUUUGUAUAAAGUUAAUAAUUUAUGUAUGUUUUUUGUUUUUAUAUAUAUGUCGCUAUGUCAGUGUCUUGUCUUUGUGUACCGGUAGGUCUAUAGUGAGUUGGGUUGGUAUUGUAUUCACACAUCUGGAUGUGUAAACACAAAAUGUUACCUUCACUUGCAUUGGGUGAUUACAAGGUUGGUGUUGGUGUUGGGUUUAGAAGUACAAUUUAAACGUUGUUUUCACAGGGCAUGCGAACGGUUUGCAAAUGUAGGAAAAGUGGAUGUGGAGAAGUUUGUCUCCAACAGUCUGCACAGCAAUGUGUUCGCAAAUCAUUCUCGCGCAAUUUGUACAAAUAUCGUGCGUCUGUUUCUGGCAAACUAAGAAGAACUCUCACGGGGGAUUUUCAAAGCUUCCGAACUUACGCGCGUGUUUUGCAAGCUUUUGCAGCAGAAAGUAGGAAUGACAGACUUUGCCAUUAUGUUCAAACUUCGCAUCCUUCGAAAAUCAUUCACCUGCCUUGUGAAAACGGUCCUGUGCUUUAGAUUGCAAUUCCUUAGCUCCAAAACCUAAUCUGAGUUGACAAAAAUGAUUCAUUCACAUUAUUAAGAGCUCAACACUUGGUGAGAUUCAACCCAGGAUCAGGGGGGUAUUUCAUCAAAAAAAUUUGUCUGACAAGUUUUCAGAUCUGACAACUCUCCUUGAUUCUGAUUGGCUGAGAAGCAUCGAUGAUACUAUGGUAACUGUUGGAUAAAACGUCUGAAAAGUCCUUUCAUGAAAUGCCCCCCCAGCUCUAUUUUUAAGUUUGGUCCUGGGCUGAUAUUAAAAUUGACCUAAUACCAGAAAAGAAAGGUCAUCACCAAGCUUGAAAUCACUCACUUUAGUGAUAAAAUAAUUACAUGCACAUGUAAUUCUUGUGGUAGAAAUGCAUAUUGUGACCUAAUUGGGGGGGCGGGGCUGUGAAUAAGUAGUUAAAAAGUUUGUUAAAUAUAAUGGUAAAAAAGUUUAAAUAUGCACUUUCUGCCAAAGGUAAUGUGACUCCGAAAUCACUUUGUAUGCAUGUUUUUGUUGCGGAAAUGGACCAUAUAAUAUAUACAUCCCAAUUUAUGCACCAAUCAUUAGGCUCAGUUUUGUUAUGUAUUAUAUUACAACUCCUAUUUGUUUGUAUAGAAUCAGCUUGUAUAUACAUAUUGUAGAGAAAAUGGACAAAAAAAAUCUGAAGUUGAUUGCUAUUUUAAGAAAUAAAUGUAGAAUAGAAUUUUUAACUUAUAUGAUUAGUUGUAAAAAAUAUCUGACUGUAAAGGAAUAUAACACAUCUAUGUAAAAAAAAAAGUAGCAGAUGGUGGAUUGAAAAACAUGAACCAAAGCAGUAAAGUAUAGGACCAAAUGCCGAGCAUGGUUUCUCCUUAGUUGAUAGCAAUCUUUUAUUUUAUGUUGACAAUUAUUAUUGCGAUUAUUCUCUUAAUCACCAAUGAUGAAUUUUGUAAUUAAAGAAUGUCAGAUAUUGACUACAUUACAUUCUUGACUACUUUUCAGUUCAUCCUUUCAGACUCUUGAUUGAGUGUGUCACUUUUUGCAUAAAAGGGCUGCAUGACAUGACAAUAAUGCAUCACCUUGCAUACAUGUAGAUCGACCAAGAAAUAUUCUUGUUUACUUUGUUUUCCAUACUGUUCAUUGUUCAAUAGGGAAGAAUAUUUAAAUGAAGCCCGGAAAAAAGUUUUGAAGCAUUGCUUAUAUUCAUAUUCUACUUGCCUUUUCAGUUUAGUAUAAUGUUUGUGAUGAUCAACCUUGUUCAUCAGUUUCUUGGUCGUAUUUUCUUUUUUUUUGUAAUUUUCUUCUUUUGUCACAUAUUAAUGUUAUUUUUAAAAUUGCCGAUAUUUCAACGAAUAUCUUGAAAGUUAAAGUAAUUUACUCCUUAUUGUCUCUAUUGUUUUUUCACUUACAAAUACAGAUGAUAUUUGUGAAAAAUCCUUUUUAAUAUUAAAAUGAGAGAGCUUGGAUCAUGUCGUCAAUUUUUAUGCUAAAAUUAUAUCGAUAUCUUGUAAAAUACAAAUUAACAAAUAUUGCGAUUACAUGUGCAUAAUCUAUACAUUUUUGUUUUGAAUAGCUGUACAUAAACAAUUGUAGAAAAAGCAGUUAUUUAUACUUGUAGAAGAAUUGCUCAAACAAGUUUUCAAUUUCUCGUUUAAUUUUGAAUUAUAUGUAUUUGUCAGAUUUUGCAAAAUCUUUGAUGAUGGGGAGAAAAAUAUAUAUUCUAAUCAUAUUUGUGUAAUGAACAUAACAUGUUAAUCUUCCAAGAUUGAUAUCAAAGUAUUAUAAUGAGUGCAGUAGUGUAAAUCUUUCUCUAUCAACUUGUGUUGUUAUAUUUUAUAUUUAUUAGGCUAUUUUGUCAUUUCUUUUCAAAUUUAAUUCACAAACACUGGUGUCAUCCAUAUCAUUACCACAACCAUUAAAAAAGAAUUCCCCUUUCCAAUUUCUUUAAAAGAAAUAAUAGCUUUAAUGAAAAGAAAUGAAUUGUGAUACUGUAGCUAUUACUGAUCGUAUACUUAUGCAAUUUUCAUUAAGUAUUUAAUGCAGGAAUUUAGUUAUAUACAUGUAAAUGAUUUUUCUAUUGUUGGUGCAGAGAAAAAGAUCAAGUGAAAACGAAGAUCAUGGACUAUUUUAAUUUUUUAAGAUGUCGCAAUUCUGGAAAAUGGUGUCUAAAUCAUCUUCUGGCUCACAGCCAUGCUAGACAAUAAAAGUUGCACAUGGCAUAUGUGCUCAAUGACCAUCAUCUCUGAUUUGAAAAUAUAAAAGAUUAGAAGUGAAUGUGUUUAUAGAUGUUAACAACUAGUUUGCAUAUCUAUUCAAGCUAAAGCAUUGCUAGCCACUGAUCACAGAUGAAAUGCACAAACCGCCUUAUUAUCCCGACAGUAGUCACACAAAUGUUGCAAGGUUGCAAUGCUACUGGUAAUGACUGAGACAUUUGAAUUGUGGCUCUUUUUUUUUGAAGGGGGGGAUGAAUGUCCUAUAUUCCUCCAGUGUUUCAUGCCAAAAUUUACACUUCGACAUGUAUACAAAUUCUUCCAAAGUAUUUUUAAAAGAGACAUGAUAUAUAGAUAUAUUUUUUUCUUGAAUCAGAUACUAGAAUUUAAGAUCUUGAAAAAAGCACACACUGUACAUGUAGAUGGAAACAUCUAAUAAAUUACUAUAAUGAUAUACUAAAAUAUCAAAACUGGUGUAUGUUAGUGACAUUCUUAAGCAAUAUACCUUGUAAAUGUUCAGUGUCGGUUUAUUUGAUGCAUUUUUAGAUUCUUUAAGAACAAAUCAAUCCUAUGCAAUCCAAUUUUCAAUUAGUUGAAAUUGUAUCCUAGGUCAUGGUCAAUGAUGAUGUUGCUUUUUUGGUUUGGUGAUUUUCUACAGCAAUAUGCCUAAUGGAACAGUAUAUUAUAUAGUUAACUGGGAGAUAAAUGCAGGCUAUAAAGACAUGUUGAAUAAAUACUUUAUCCUCGUAUUAUGAGUUCUUACAUGAACUUGUCGUCUUUGAUAAUGCUGUUGUGUUGCACAUCAUGUUGAAUCCCAAAAAGCCAUUUGUCUUCUCUUUCAUCCAUUUUAGUUUGAGUUAUGUUCAAAAUUUCAUGAAACUACAAUGUACAUUUUUGUUUUGCAUCACACAUCAUUUUCUUACAUUUUCAUGAUUCGCUGAAAGCUUGCUAGAUAUCUUAGAAUAAAGAUGUAUGUGCAAAUAAUGCAGAGUCAGAGGAGCAGUUUUAGAUUGAUGCACAUUUAUCUGUUUUUAUGUACUCCGCUUUGUGUAUGACCUUUGCUUGUAAAGGAAAUUAUUGAAAGCUAGAGUUUAAUGGAUUUUUUAUCCCCUACUAUUUGUGCUUAACAUAAAGAACGUACAUGAGUUUACAGCAGAUAUUAUAUAAAUUAUCCACCUUUAAGUUAGUUUAUUGCACAGAAGCUAUACUUGAAUGAUAUCGAUACGCAGAUAUGAUGACUGUGUGAAUGCCCUUAGAAUUAUGCUCUACUGAAAUACAUGUCAAUUAAUAUGACACUAUAGAUGUAAGUUGAUAGUUCAUUAUACCAGUUUUUUCAUUAAAAAAGAUAGCGUAUUCACAUAUCAUUUGAAUAUGCAGAUUUAGAUUUGCUCAGACCUUUUUUCCUCUGUGAAUAACAUGACAGACCAUUUUGUCCAAAUCAAAUAACAUUGAAAUUUUAAAAAUUCCAUAAAUGAGACAAAUGUUCACUCUGAUUUGAAAAAUUAUGUAUAACAUGAACCUUUGCUACCACCAAACAAUAGUGUAAUUUAAUUUUCUUUGCAAAUCUAAUGUGAAACUGACAAGUGAUGUCUCAAAGUUGUUCACAAUAUCAAUCACAUGUAAUGUAAUAUUCUUAUUUUUCUCAUUACCUUAUUCAAUGUGUUAGUAGAAUUAAUUAUUUUGAUUAUUUAAUUAUGCAAAUUUUAUACAUGAUUCAUAAGGACAUUCAGUAUGGUUCUUGAAAACGUAGUGAAGUUGAUUAGUCAAUUCUCCUGCAAUUAUGAUUAUUAUCAAAGACGAUCAUACAUUUUUAAAAGAUGAAUUUGAUUUUCUUUAUAAACACCAUGGUGCUAAAUCUGUCCUUGUCUUUGACCUUUGACCUCCUGUGACCAAAAUCAAGGAAUUAUUUUUUAUUCUCACUUUUCUAACUUAAAGUAGAUAUGUAAAGUCAUGUGUGGGUGUUUGAUUUUUUUUGCUGUAAAUGUCUUUCUACUGACAUCGUUUCUUUAACAGUAUAGAUAUAUUAAAUAAUCCAAUUUAUGAAGAGCUUUUCUUGGGCUUUGUCAUACAUAGAGUUGCAAUUGAUCCAGUCACUCAUAACUAUGGAAUGCCAGAGAUGCCAAUAUAUAGAAAUUCUUGAAUGCAUUUGUCAGUUCAAAGAGUUUUACAGAUACAGUGUGUACUCCUGCAUGCGCCAAUUAAUACGUGGAGCGUUGUGGCCCAGUGGAUUAGUCUGCUGACUUUGAAACAGAGGGUCGCGGGUUCAAAUCCCAGCCUAGGCGUAAUUUCCUUCGGCAAGAAAUUUAUCCACAUUGUGCUGCACUCAACCCAGGUGAGGUAAAUGGGUACCUGGCAUGAAUUUAUUCCUUGAAAUGCCACUGCACUGUAAAAGGCUACGGGGCUAAAGCCAGGGUAAUAAUAUCCAAUUGAGCGCAUAGGGACGCAUUUGGCAGUGAUAUGUGCUAUGUAAGCAUGUUGGUAUUAUUAUUGUUAUUGAUAAACUACAUAUACAUGUACUCCUUGUUUGCGAAGUUGCAAUGUGGAGAAUUAUGGUAUCGAUGGCUUUCUAUAGUUGUUACUGAUGACAUUAAUCACAGCUAUUUGUGAGAUGAGGUCCAGUUCUCUGUCCUCUUUAGUAUGAUAUCUAUACAUGAUUUGUUUUAUUUUAUUAAAAGCAUAGGCUACCCUCUACUACAUAUACAUGUAUGUCCAUAGAUUCCUUAUAAUCUAUCUGUAAUCAAAGUAAUGUUAUUUUUACCAUUCCAUCUUUUCACCUUUGAAUGUGAUAUUGGAUACAAUGAUUAUAUGAUGUAUAAGAGCUGAUUUUGGUAAAGAGGAUUAUGACGAUUAAAGUUGCCUUUUUUGGUAGAAACAGUAAA